AUGGCAGUCCUGGGCUCUGUUGCCUGCAGCGCCCUUCCUGAUGUGACUUUAUCAGACCAAUCCUCACUCUCGCUGGGGGAGACGCCCCACUCGCCCCGCCGCCAGGAGCACUUGCGGAAAAGUGUGGCCCGGCCCAGGGCGGGGCUGCUCCGGAUGCGACCCAUACCGGUGGUUGCUUCUCCCGAUUCGGCCGGGGGUCCCCCACCCUUUCCUCCCGAGUCCCACUCAGCUGGAUGUGGGCACUCCCGGGUGCCCGACGCGUACCCGCCUCCCCAAAGGGCCAGUUUUGCCAGGGGGCCGGGGUUCCAGUGGGUCCGGCGCCCGGCGCGGGCUCCAGACCCGCGGAGGGGAGGCGCAAGGGGCGGGGGAGGGUCGGCUUCCCACGUGGGGGUGACGCCGGCUGCUCGGCAACGCCGGCUUGAUCCUGGGGCUAUAAAACGAGUCCACCGUGAGCGCCACGGAGAAGCACCGGCCCCAGCUUCCGUGCAGACGCCCAGCAGCCGGCGCGCCGCCGCCCGGCCACCCCCAGCACCUUCUCCCUCAAGACCUGCGCUCCUGCCCCAACUCACGCUGCCCUCGGACCCCAGCUGUCCCGUCGCGCUCAGCGCCCGAAGCUCGCCGGGCCGACGCCCAGGAGACCCCCUGCCUCGGCCGCGGCUCCUGGAGGGCCGAUCGCCCACCCGCCCGGGCCCGCCUGAGGACGGGGGCGCCUUCAUGCGGCCCGCACACCCCUCACCCCGCCGCCGCCUCCGAGCUCCGCGCGCUGCGCCCCAGCCCCUGCAGGGCACGCAACUUUGGAAGUCCCGCGGCGCUCCGAGAGGCGGCAGAGUCCGCACCCUGGCCCCAGCCCGGGCCUCGCCAGCCCCGCAGCGUCUGGGGGAAGCGAGAGAGUCGGUAAUCGCUUCGGGGAUGUAAGGAGACAGACAUAGGACCCCAAGCCAGCAUCAGCACCCCUCGGCUGCCUCUCGGGGUGGGGGCGGGCCCCGCACACGAAUAAAUCUCUCUUUCCUCAUCGGCUCGACCUACUCUCUCC
Molecule: messenger RNA, 1033 nt
Organism: Balaenoptera musculus (blue whale)
Lineage: Eukaryota; Metazoa; Chordata; Mammalia; Artiodactyla; Balaenopteridae
Product: translation initiation factor IF-2-like
Exons: 4
Coding region: 1-915 (304 amino acids)
Source: RefSeq, a predicted model, not a curated record